Planococcus citri (citrus mealybug) is the source of this 1893-nucleotide messenger RNA. RefSeq names its product DNA-directed RNA polymerases I, II, and III subunit Rpb5 (gene Rpb5). Gene Ontology annotation, cellular component: RNA polymerase III complex; RNA polymerase I complex; RNA polymerase II, core complex. The transcript has 7 exons. Gene Ontology annotation, molecular function: DNA binding. The coding region runs from base 152 to 784 and encodes 210 amino acids. Gene Ontology annotation, biological process: DNA-templated transcription. NCBI's taxonomy places the organism in Eukaryota, Metazoa, Arthropoda, Insecta, Hemiptera, Pseudococcidae. The record is from RefSeq and is a predicted model, not a curated record.
UUCAUCCAGUUUUUCAAACUAAUCAGUACUUGAAAAGCCGAAAGAAAGCUGCAAAAGCAAAACUUCAAAACUCAACUCAAGAUUCUGAUCUAUUGAGCUUGAACUUCAAGAUUUGAAUACUUCGUGUUUGUAUAAUAGUAAAAAAUAAAAGAUGGAUGAUGAAGCUGAAACGUACAAAUUAUGGAGAAUCAGAAAAACAGUCAUGCAGUUAUGUCACGACAGAGGCUAUCUGGUAACACAAGAUGAAUUGGAUCAAACACUCGAACAAUUCAAGGAGCAAUUUGGCGAUAAACCAAGCGAAAAACGUCCAGCUCGAGGUGAUUUAAUUGUACUGGUAGCUCACAACGAUGAUCCUACAGAUCAGAUGUUCGUAUUUUUUCCCGAUGAUGAGAAAAUCGGUAUCAAAACUAUAAAAACAUACUGUCAGCGGAUGCAGGAAGAGAAUAUUCACAGGGCCAUUAUCGUCGUACAGCAAGGAAUGACUCCUUCUGCUAAACAAUCGCUCGUCGAUAUGGCACCGAAAUAUAUUCUCGAGCAUUUCUUAGAAUCGGAAUUAUUGAUUAAUAUCACCGAACAUGAACUUGUGCCAGAACAUAUAGUAUUGACUCCAGAUGAAAAACAAGAAUUAUUAACUAGAUAUAAACUGAAAGAAAAUCAAUUAAUGAGAAUACAAGCUGGUGAUCCCGUAGCGAGGUAUUUCGGACUGAAACGUGGUCAAGUUGUGAAAAUUGUCAGAUUAUCCGUCACUGCUGGUCGUUAUAUUUCCUACAGGCUUGUGUGUUGAAAUAAUUGCGAAUACAAGCAAAUUAAGAUAAAUAUUUUUACGAGUUGUUUCCUUUUUUUUAAAAAUAAAGUGAUUUUUGUACAAAAGAAAAAAGAGAAAGUGUGAUUGAUUUAAAAAUAAGGAUUUAUUAGUUCGAUAAGAUAUAAAAACAAGUACAAAGUUCAAGUUCAGCUAGAUGAAGGUCAUCGUAGCAUUUCAUGAGUAAUACAAUAAUGAUAAAACAAUAACAAAAAGAAAAAUUGAAGAAUUCAACAUACCGAAUAAAAAGCUACUUUAUUAUAACCAGGUAUUCCCAGGAACUGAAAAGGCAAAAUACAAGACACUAAAUAUAUCCUUAUUUUGUAAAUCCAAGUCAACUACAAAAAAAAAAAAAAGAAAAGAAAAGAAAAACAAAACUAGCUAGAAAUACCAGAUUGAUACUCAAUAGGAAUACUUUUACAUGGUAAAUAAAAAUUAACACUCCUUGUUAACAAACUCACACCUGAAGUUACUACAUAUCGACAAUUGACCGUGAAAAAGUCUUUUGAUAGCAAAUUUAGGCAGUGAAUUCUAAAAAUACACGAGUUUAAAUCUAAUUUGAUAUACUGAACAAUCACUCCUAAAAUUUACUUAAACUUUCGAUCAAAAAUACGAGCACACGAACUUCCAGGAUUAAUAAAAUAUCUUUCAAUAAGCUUUUUAGAAGGCAGUAAAGGAUCGUCACUCAUCUGUAAAACAUGUCACAAAAUUAGUAAAAUUCAGAAAAUACAAAUUGCAUUUGAUGAGUUGAAAUAAUCAUUACUUGUUCAUGAUAUAACGGUAACAACUUCUCAAAAAUUUUCACACCAGCAAGGGCGUCUAACGCAGCAUAUCUAGCUGUGUCUUCAUCCAAUUCGCGAGAAUUCCAUUUGUAAAAUAAUACGUUAUCCUUAUCUAACUCGAAGUGCAACAAGGAUUUUGUAAGUUCUUUCAAAGAUUCGCUUCGACUGAACACGUUACAACUUCUUGAUAGAUACCGAAUAUCUAAUCGUCCAACUACUUGGCAGUUUUGAAAUUUAUGGUGUAACACUUUACCAUCAUUGAAAAUACCAACACCCACUUUGAUGAUUUUUCGAUCGCUCAAGAAGUCC